This is a messenger RNA of Oncorhynchus gorbuscha (pink salmon), 2235 nucleotides long. It is a transcript of the gene armh3, whose product is annotated as armadillo like helical domain containing 3. Gene Ontology annotation, cellular component: cytosol. Gene Ontology annotation, biological process: regulation of Golgi organization. The record is from RefSeq and is a predicted model, not a curated record. Bases 149 to 2104 code for a protein of 651 amino acids. The transcript is spliced from 24 exons. Lineage: Eukaryota; Metazoa; Chordata; Actinopteri; Salmoniformes; Salmonidae.
GGCACAGGCGCUAGGACCAUGCAGUCUCCAGACAGGCAAAGGAAGUCUCAAUCACAGCUAGCUAGCUAGCAGGCUAACAUUGGUAUCUGUAGAUUUCUGAGCGAACGGUAUGGAUUCAUAUAAAUAAUCGUUUGAUUGAGACCCAGCCAUGUCUCAGCUGGAGAAGAAGGCGGGGCUUCUGAGAAGGACGUCCUCCUCUAAGAAACCCCUGAAGGAGAAAGUGGUGCUGAUGUAUGAUGAGAUCUUUGCGAAAGAGGAUCCAGCCAAGAACAACUCCCGUUUCUGGGAUGAACUCUUCCUCAUGAAGGUGAAUCUGGAGUACCUGGAGGCCAAGCUGGAGUCUCUGGAUGGAGAUGAGGUGAUGAAGAUUAAAGACAACAUCAACAGUCUGUUCCACCACUGUGUUCAGGCCCUGGCAGAGGAGCACCAGAUCAAAGUGGUCAAUGCCCUGCAAACUCUGUGUGCGUUGUUCCGUGGGGUUCACCAGAAGAACAAGUCAGCCUCAGGCUUCGACAUCAUCAACAUGCUCGUGGGCUUCGACAAGGCCGAGCUACGCAUGAAGGACCUGAUGGAGAGUUUAGACAACCUGCUGUGUGGGGAGGGUUCAGAAAGUCUCAAGGCCCUGUGUCUCAAACUACUGCUGUGUUUAGUGACGGUAACAGACAACAUCAGUCAGAACACCAUCCUAGAGUAUGUUAUGAUCAACAGCAUCUUUGAGGCCAUUCUGCAGAUCCUAUCAGAUGUGUCUACUAGAGGACAACAUGGUUAUGAUGCUGUUGUACUCCUGGCUCUGCUCGUCAACUACAGGAAGUACGAGUCUGUGAAUCCCUACAUUGUGAAGCUGUCCAUAGUGGAUGAUGAACCAACCCUAGAUGGAAUGGGUCUGGUGGUUGGCCAAGCCCUGACAGAAUAUAACAGACAGUACAAAGACAAAGAGGAGGAGAACCAUGGAGGGUUUUUCUCUACACUCACCAGUAUGGUGGGCAGUAUGUUCAUUGCAGAUGCAGAUGAGAAGCUCUCAGUACAGACCAAUGAGGCGAUUCUCCUGGCGCUGUACGAGGCCGUGCACCUCAACCGCAACUUCAUCACUGUUCUCGCUCAGAGUCACCCAGAGAUUGACAUCCCGACCACACCCAUCACCCCUGUUCCGACCACUCCCACGACGCCGCUUGGCACAACCCCGCUCUCUAUGGACAUGAUGAACUCUUCAGAACUUCCCCUGGAUCCUAACCUUCAGACCAGUAACCUGCUCAUCACCUUCCUCAAGUACUCCUCCAUCGUCAUGCAGGACACCAAAGAUGAACACAGACUCAACAGUGCCAGACUCUGUCUCAUCAUCCUCACCUGUAUAACGGAGGACCAGUGUGUGUGUGUGUGUGUGUGUUUAACCUGUGUUCUGUGUAUACAGCCCAUGAGACACAGGAAGAAGGCAGCAGAGAAGAACGUCCCGUCCAGACCACUGGUGUGUGCUGUUCUAGAUCUGAUGGUUGAGUUCAUCGUAACUCAUAUGAUGAAGGACUUUCCUAUGGAUCUCUACAUGCGUUGUGUACAGGUGAUCCACAAGCUGAUCUGCUACCAGAAGAAAUGCAGAAUCAGGUUACACUAUACCUGGAGAGAACUGUGGUCAGCUCUGAUCAACCUGUUGAAAUUCCUGCUGUCCAAUGAGACCGUUCUGUUGGCCAAGCACAACAUCUUUCACCUGGCUCUACUGGUGGUGAAUCUGUUCAACAUGUUUAUAACAUAUGGAGAUACGUUCCUGCCCACCUCCAACAGUUAUGAUGAACUUUACUAUGAGAUCGUCAGGAUGCACCAGAUCUUUGACAACCUCUACUGCAUGGUACUGAGAGUGUCCACCAACGCAGGCCAGUGGAAGGAGCCUGCCAGUAAAGUCACACACUCACUGGUCAACGUCAGGGCCAUUAUCAACCAUUUCAACCCCAAGAUUGAGUCCUACGCUGCAGUGAACCACAUCUCCCAGCUGUCUGAGGACCAGGUAAACACGCCCCUUAUGAUGUCACAGGACACUCUUAUGAGUGUGACAUCAACAAUGAUGUCACAACAAGCCUUUUAUGAUGUCACAACAUGCCUACUUGGGAUGUCAUAAUGGCCCAGUGAAAGCUUUUGCAUUCUUUAUGAUGUCACAAUGGCCAUCUGUUGACAUCAUAAUGACAGUGUUUAAAUGCAGACUGUGGCUCUUUAUGACAUCACAAUGGAACACAUCCUAUGAAACGGUGU